GCGAGAGGGCCCAGGGCUGGGUCGGAAAAGCUGCCUCACUGCACCGCCCUGCCCCUCCCGCCCCACGCUCCGGCCCAGGCCUCCGGUACAAUUUCGCUGCUCCUUCCCGCAGGCUGCGCCUGCAGCGGCUUCACCGAAAAUGUCCCAGCCGGGCCCGCAGCCCACCGCCUCUCCUAGGCCCCGGCGAGGCGCCGCAGCUCGCCACACCCAAGAGCAUGUUACUGAAAAGAAUAUUGGAUCAUCUUCUAAACCAGGAGAAAAGAAAGGAUCAGAUGAGAAAAAAGCAGCAAGUGCGGGCAGUAGCCAGCCUUCCAGAGCCCAUGCUGGUGGAGCCACCACAGCCACCAAGGUGACAGCUUCCUCUGCUGCCAGCUGCAAGUCUCCCAGUAUGAGUUCCACAGAAGCUAAGGUCCUUGCAGUCAGCAAACAGAUGGAAGGACCACAUCCACCUGACAAGAAAAGGCACAGAAAACAGGCAGUGAAAACGGAGUCUGAGAAGUCACAACCAAGUGAGAACGAAACAAAGGAGAAAAGAUCAAGCAGAGGAGAUGGUCUGCCACCUAUGGUUCAUGAGAAAAAGUCUCAAGAGAGAAAAGCAAAGGAAGGUCUGGAGCCCCCAAACGUUCCCAAGCCUGCAUCAGAUACAAGAAGUACACGUGCUCAUAAAGAAAAAACAGUUUCCAGAUCAAAUGAGCAGAUGGUAUCCGAGAAGUCAGCAGACCCAAAAACAAAAUCAGAAGAUAUUCCUUCUGCGGGUGGAGGGAAGAUGGUUGCAGGUGUGACUGUGGCUGAGGCAUCGGACAAGGCGAUCGAUAAGAAAAAAGAAGAGAAAUCAUUAACACCAGCUUCAUCAGUGGCGUCCAAACUGACUAAGCCAGCUGACAAGUCAGGCAUGGAUGCUGCUUUGGAUGACCUGAUAGACUCUUUAGGUGAACCUGAGGAUUCUAAGAAAGAUGAUCCACCAUACACUGGACCAGUAGUUUUGGACCCAAUGUAUUCUACCUAUACUGAGGAAUUGGGUAAAAAGGAAGGGACUAUUCCUCCAGAGUACAGGAAACUUCUGGAUAAAAAAGAAGGGAUUGCCACACCUCCUCCAGAAUCCCCUAAACCCAUGGGGACUGAUGAUGCUAUAGAUGCCUUGUCAUCUGAUUUCACCUGUAGUUCUCCGACUGGAAAGCAAACUGAGAAAGAGAAAUCUACAGGGGAAGUUCUGAAAGCGCAGUCUGCAGGAGUGACUAGAAGUGCAGUUUCUCCCCAGGAGAAGAAAAAGAAGAUUGAAGAGGAGGUCAUGAGUGAUCAAGCCGUGCAAGCUCUGUCAGAUUCACUAAGCACAAGGCAGCCAGACCCCGAGAGCCAUCCUAGCCCAGUUCAUCAAGUCAAAGAGGAAAAAAGAAAGGAAAAAAAGCAGGAGAAGUGUGGCGAAGAUGAUGACACAGUCCCCUCUGAGUACAGGUUAAAGCCAGCUACGGAUAAAGAUGGGAAACCACUAUUGCCAGAGCCUGAAGAAAAGUCUAAGUGCCUGAGUGAGUCAGAGCUAAUUGGGAAGCUUUCAGAAGAUUUUGGCCAAUCUACUUAUCAAGACAAACCAUCUAUGCCAGCUGAGAAAAUACAAAAAUCUAAGGAAACAUCUCCAACUCCUGUGGCAGAGCCUGUGCUUCGGGCCUCCAUGUGCAGCAUACAGACGCCACCACCCAAACCAACAUCCUCGAAGGGCAUGAUGCCAGAUGAUGCUGUAGAAGCCUUGGCUGGAAGCCUGGGGAAACGGGAAGCAGAUCCAGAAGAUGAAAAACCUCUAGUGGAUAAAGUCAAGGAGAAAGCUAAAGAAGAAGACCAUGAGAAACUUGGUGAAAAAGAAGAAACAAUUCCUCCUGAUUAUAGACUAGAGGAGGUUAAGGGUAAGGAUGGAAAACCACUCCUACCAAAACAGCCCAGGGAGCAAGUUCCACCCUUGAGUGAUGACUUCCUACUUGAUGCAUUGUCUCAGGACUUCUCCAGUCCUGUAAACAUACCAUCUCUUGAAUUUGAAGAUGCCAAACUCUCUGCUGCCAUUUCUGAAGUGGUUUCCCAGACGCCUGCUCCUAGCACCUAUGCAGCAGCCCUACCACCUGACACUGAGCAGAGCAACAAAGACAUCGAUGAAGCCUUGGAUAAACUUUCUGACAGUCUUGGGCAAAGAGAGCCUGACCCAGAUGAGAAUAAGCCACUGGAUGAUAAAGUGAAGGAAAAAGUCAAAAUGGAACAUAGGGAGAAACUGGGAGAAAGAGAUGACACCAUCCCACCUGAAUAUAGGCACCUCCUGGACAAUGAUGGGCAGGACAAACCAGAGAAGCCACCGACAAAGAAAUCAAAGAAGCCAGAUCAGGACCAGGACCCCAUAGAUGCCCUCUCAGAAGAUUUGGAUAACUGCCCCUCAACUGCAAAGACAUCACAGAAUACAGCAAAGGAGAAGAGCAAGAAGACUUCGGGUUCCAAAACACCGAAGAAGGGAGUGAAAACAAAGGAUUCCUCCAAGACAGAGGAAGUGUCCAAGCCAAAGGCUGACGAAAAUGCAAGCUAAAGUUCACAUAUUUGGGGAUCUAAAUAGAAAUUCUUCAGUUGGUGGACGGUGACUUUUGAAGAACAAAGGCUUUGGUGACAAUUUUUCUGGGUGGCAUCUAGACAGUGGUAUUUGUUAUAUCUUUUGACAUCUCAGACAUUGGUUUGAUUUUUUUUUUUCCAGAAAGAAAAUGAAUUUGUCUGGGUCACUUGUGUUCUGUAUUGAGUAUUGAUACCUUUCAAAGAUUUUUAAUUACCUUUGGGUGGGAGAAGGAAGCUUUAUAUUUGUAAGAAAUAUAUUUGAUAGUUUGCUAAAAUGCCAAAAAUCCCAAAAAAACCUUUGCAGACUUUUGCACAUUAUACACACAGUGCCUAUAAAUCUCAUUAGUAUUUUUGGUUUGCAUUUAAUUUUUUUAGCAUUUGAAAAGUAAUGUUCUCUUCUUUUGUCAGUAUUCUGAUUCCUUAUUACUUUUUUUUCCUCUUGGGCUUUUGAACUGUAUUUGAUGUAUCUUUGGGUUAAUGUUGAUAACCCAAAUAUAAAAUAUUGUACAUUGGGCACAUUACUAUUUUGGGGCUGCUAAUAAAUUAAUGAUGAAUAACC
This is a messenger RNA of Psammomys obesus (fat sand rat), 3136 nucleotides long. It is a transcript of the gene Cast, whose product is annotated as calpastatin. Gene Ontology annotation, molecular function: calcium-dependent cysteine-type endopeptidase inhibitor activity. The transcript is spliced from 33 exons. Gene Ontology annotation, cellular component: cytoplasm. Lineage: Eukaryota; Metazoa; Chordata; Mammalia; Rodentia; Muridae. The record is from RefSeq and is a predicted model, not a curated record. The coding region runs from base 140 to 2557 and encodes 805 amino acids.